Messenger RNA from Microsporum canis CBS 113480, 1219 nucleotides. RefSeq names its product GPI-anchor transamidase. The coding region runs from base 14 to 1219 and encodes 401 amino acids. NCBI's taxonomy places the organism in Eukaryota, Fungi, Ascomycota, Eurotiomycetes, Onygenales, Arthrodermataceae. The record is from RefSeq and is a predicted model, not a curated record. Gene Ontology annotation, molecular function: GPI-anchor transamidase activity. Gene Ontology annotation, biological process: attachment of GPI anchor to protein; proteolysis; protein localization to cell surface. The transcript has a single exon. Gene Ontology annotation, cellular component: GPI-anchor transamidase complex.
CGCCGAGCUCAGGAUGGAGUUACGGCUGGUCUACCCCUUCGUGGCCCUCCUGGCCGUCUUCCUUGCCAUCGGCGCCUCCUCGGCCGCGCAUACGUCGAACUGGGCGGUGCUGGUGUCUACUUCUCGUUUCUGGUUCAACUACCGUCACCUUGCCAAUGUGCUCUCCCUCUAUCGAACGGUCAAGCGUCUAGGGAUCCCGGACUCCCAGAUCAUCCUCAUGUUACCGGACGAUAUGGCCUGUAACCCCCGAAACGCCUUCCCAGGGACUGUUUACAACAACGCAGAUCGCGCGUUAGACCUGUACGGAGACAAUAUAGAAGUCGAUUACCGUGGAUACGAGGUCACUGUGGAGAGCUUCAUACGCUUGCUGACAGACAGGCUGGGUGAUGAUGUACCGCAGAGCAAGAGGUUAGGUUCAGACGCGGGCAGCAACGUGCUUGUCUAUAUGACCGGACACGGCGGUGAUCAGUUUCUAAAGUUUCAGGACUCAGAGGAGAUCGGGGCGUGGGAUCUGGCCGAUGCAUUUGGACAGAUGUGGGAGAAGAAACGGUACAACGAGCUGCUCUUUAUGAUCGAUACGUGUCAGGCGAACACGAUGUACACACACCUCUAUUCUCCGAAUAUUAUCGCCACGGGGUCAAGCGAGCUGGACCAAUCCUCUUAUUCCCACCAUGCAGAUAGCGAUGUCGGAGUUGCCGUUAUCGAUCGCUGGACAUAUUAUAUUUUGGAAUUCCUCGAAACCCAGGUCACGAGCGCGAACUCGAAACGUACCCUGGGUGACUUGUUCGACUCUUAUGACGAAUCAAAGAUCCAUUCACAGCCUGGCGUGAGGUGGGAUCUAUUCCCCGGUGGCGAAGCUGAGGGUAGGCUGAGAACUGUCAUGGACUUUUUCGGCAACGUUCAAGAAGUGGAAGUGGAAGGAGGCAGUAGUGUGAAUGGCUCUGAGCCUUCGGUCAAAGAGGACCUUGUGGCCAUUGCCAGGUUGGUAGAGCAGUGGAAGGAGAUGGAGAAGGAGUACUUGAAGAAUACCACAAGCUCCGCUACUGUUGAUGAAGAAACAACCACCCCUGCAUCGCAUGUAAGCUCCCCUAUCCACAAGCUAGCUGGGCCGAUGAAAAUGCACGAUACCGAUGACUGGAGCAAGCGAGCCAUCGGUCUCUCACUGCUGCUUGGAAUGGGAGGAGUCUGGUUCGCUGGAUCUCUUAUGGGAAGUUCAUAG